UCCUCCGCUCCUCCGGGCGCCCGUCCAGGCUCUCCGCACCGGCACCCGCAGAGACGCCCCCAGCCCCGACUCAAUGCAGGCCAUCAAGUGUGUGGUGGUGGGCGAUGGAGCCGUGGGCAAGACCUGCCUCCUCAUCAGUUACACCACCAAUGCCUUCCCGGGCGAGUACAUCCCCACCGUGUUCGACAACUAUUCGGCCAAUGUGAUGGUGGACAGCAAACCGGUGAACCUGGGCCUGUGGGACACGGCCGGGCAGGAGGAUUAUGACCGGCUGCGGCCACUCUCCUACCCGCAGACGGAUGUCUUCCUCAUCUGCUUCUCACUGGUCAGUCCUGCCUCCUACGAGAACGUCCGGGCCAAGUGGUUCCCCGAGGUGAGACACCACUGCCCCAGUACGCCCAUCAUCCUGGUGGGCACCAAGCUGGACCUCCGGGACGACAAGGACACCAUCGAGAAGCUGAAGGAGAAGAAGCUGAGUCCCAUCACCUACCCGCAGGGCCUGGCGCUGGCCAAGGAGAUUGACUCCGUGAAGUACCUGGAGUGCUCCGCACUCACCCAGCGGGGCCUGAAGACGGUCUUCGACGAGGCCAUCCGGGCCGUGCUGUGCCCGCAGCCCACCCGGCAGCAGAAGCGCGCCUGCAGCCUCCUGUAGGGGUGCAGCCGCCCUCCCAGCCUGAUCAUUGCACCCCCCACCCCUCCCCAGAGCCUGAUGGUGGAGUUUGGCUGAUGAUGCCCGGACCGGAA
Messenger RNA from Sorex fumeus (smoky shrew), 744 nucleotides. It is a transcript of the gene RAC2, whose product is annotated as Rac family small GTPase 2. Gene Ontology annotation, biological process: small GTPase-mediated signal transduction. NCBI's taxonomy places the organism in Eukaryota, Metazoa, Chordata, Mammalia, Eulipotyphla, Soricidae. The transcript has 7 exons. The record is from RefSeq and is a predicted model, not a curated record. Gene Ontology annotation, molecular function: GTPase activity; GTP binding. Bases 74 to 652 code for a protein of 192 amino acids.